This is a messenger RNA of Lingula anatina, 3618 nucleotides long. RefSeq lists its product as uncharacterized. Gene Ontology annotation, cellular component: nucleus. Gene Ontology annotation, molecular function: sequence-specific DNA binding; DNA-binding transcription factor activity, RNA polymerase II-specific. Gene Ontology annotation, biological process: cell differentiation; regulation of transcription by RNA polymerase II. NCBI's taxonomy places the organism in Eukaryota, Metazoa, Brachiopoda, Lingulata, Lingulida, Lingulidae. The record is from RefSeq and is a predicted model, not a curated record.
UAAGUAGGAAAGAGGUGUCGCGACACUCAGAUUUGACAGCACGCGCUCAGGUACCCCUGACAUCAAACAAACGAGUGUUGGUUCUCCUCUUCCGCAAUAGGGCUGCAAUAGGGAUUGAUUCAUCUGCUUCUUUCGUUUUGCAGACAAUUUUUCACAGAGACGUGGGAAGUCGUAAGGGGUUUUCCUAUUUUAAAAAGAUAUAAAGGCAAUAUUGAGGUGACAGCGCCAGCGACAGGACAAAACAUUUUUGCCUCACAGAAACAGCUACAGAAUCUGCGGCGAACUGCAAUUUUCAAUGUUAGGUGUUCUAUACACAGUGUCAGUGACAGUGUUAGCAGCAGUGGGACAGUGGUUAUUUCUACCUGACUGGAACAAUCAGCAUUAACAAUUAUGGCAGUGCCAUUGAAUUUCACUGCACAGUGUUAAGAGACAAUUACCCAUAAAACGCUGGUGACAAAAUAUGUAUGAUUACGACCUGUACUUCAUAAAAGGAGGCUUCUCGCCAAGCGCAUGCGCAGUUCCAAUGGAGACCCAAGCAGACGAGCACGAUCUUUUCAUUGACACUCUUCUCCAGCUCACGGACACAUCUCGCCGCGAAGAGACCUGUCCGUCACGUGAAGGAAUAUUUGAAACGCAGGCUUCAUGCGAUCUAUCAGGUGAAUCUUCUGUCGGCAGUCCCCUGUCCCAGGGACCCUCCACAGACUGCGCACUGGCUGACUUGAGCGACAUCGACGACAUUGAUCAAAUCAUCCAAGAGAAACUACAGGAGGAAAGUAAAGAUGAAAAGAUUCCGUGCGAAUCCAAAGCUGUGACGUCACCUCCAGACAUUCAGGCCAAUGGGAGAAAGGGAGAAACGACGGGUCAAAUACAGCUAUGGCAGUUUUUACUGGAGAUGCUAGGAGAUCCUUCGAACCGUCACUUUAUUGCUUGGACCAGCUCCGAGGGAGAGUUCAAAAUGGUCGACCCGGACGAGGUGGCAAGGCGGUGGGGGUUAAGGAAGAAGAAACCCAACAUGAACUAUGACAAGCUUAGUCGAGCACUCAGGUACUACUACGACAAGCUGAUCAUGAACAAGGUGCACGGCAAAAGAUAUACCUACAAGUUCAAUUUUGAAACUAUCCUCAAACCAAAAGUGAAAGCAGAUCCAGAAGCAAUCUCAUUCAUUUAUUCAUGCUGCCUUGGGAACGAAGGAAAUCCAGUCGCUGACCAAUCAAAAACCGGAACUCCACAAUCUCUGACCAAUCAGACGCCUUCCCUGUCCGCGUCGCCUGCGCGCGCUCCGGAACGGGACCCUCCGAGCUAUUAUGAGGCUGUUCAAGAACAGUGUCGACAGAUGGCGUCUCCUCGCUCUUCGGUGCCAGCGUCUCUUCAGGCUUUGCCAGAUCUCAAAACUGCAUAUGCUCAAAGCUCAUCUCGGUUUGCCGUCGACGCCGAGACACUUAAUCGCGCGAGGCAUCCACUCACGUGCCAAAUACCCGAGCACCCUCUUGACAUAAAAGUCGAAGAUGUUGCGACAAGCUGCAGGUUCCAAAGAUCUCCGCACCACAACGCGCAGACGUCUCCACAAGUGUCUUCCACAAAUAUGUUGUCCCCUCCACCGCAUUCUGUUUUCCCGAACGCAGCAAACAGUCCUCACGCUUCACCGCAAAGAUUCUACGGGUCGAUGGAAGUCCACACUCAAAACAUGCGGAGAAGUCCCCUGGCAGGAAUAGUCCCUUCCCCGAACAACACGCAGUUAUUGGGAGAUAUAAUCCAAUCUACCCAACCGCAAUGCGUCUUCUCUAAUGCAAUGGACAAUCUGCAUUUAUCAACUGCGUCUUCUCAGGGAAACUUUGCUCAGUCUCACUGUGGUAAAAACCACCGCCAAACUACCAACGGUUACGUCUCGCCGAAUUGUGUGCAGGACCAACGAACGUAUGGAGACUCCGAUUUACAAGCUUCUCGUAACUAUAUGGCCCAGCCCAAUUUGGACGUCUUUUCAUCAACCUUCCAGAAUCAGACAAUGCUUGCUCUGCCUCGUGCAACUCCGGUGUCUCUUCAGCAGUGUGGGUACUCACGUGCAGCCCAAGACAACUGUUCACAAAAGGCCGACAUGACGUGGACAUGUUUAUAACUCUUUAUACUCGAGAAACCUUAGAAGUAGGUGGUUAAUUCAAAAUUUAGUAGCAAGGGCCUACCUACCUUGGUAGUUAAACAUGUUUCACAUCAAAUGGUUUCUGUCUGGUUUUACUGUUUAAGACAAUCACAGCGUAAAUGAAUGCGAGUGCGAUGGUUAUCAUCUCACUGGAAAUAGGCUAUCCGUUUUCCACAUUUGCCUCAUGUUUUGAUUUUUUUCAAUACUCACAUAUGAAGAGGGCAUUAGAACUUUAAUCGAAACUCAAAACUCCAACUUUUUAAAUCUUUUUUUAGGGUUAUGCAUACAUAACAGUGAAAUGUUUCUACGUGUAGGCAUUGCCUCUAUUUAAUUUUUAUUUUCCCAUCCCCCAGAAAAAAAAUCAUAUCGGUUAGUAAGCAAGGCGCGUAGAGAGACGUGCUAACAGUAACACUUCACUCAGUUCACUGUGUGGUUUGUCUUCAAACCUUGCCAGCAUACGGAGUAUUUUCCGGGACCACGUGUUGUUUUACAACCAGGAUGUAAAUAAUAAGAUUUUUUUGUUAACAUUCCAGAACAGUAGAAAAGUGAGACACCGCACUGUAAAUAUUUCAUUGUUCUUUGUUUUCUUGUUGAUAGUGACUUAAAAAAAAAGGAUUCCUGUUCUCUUUAUAUUAUAUAAGUCAAAGACAAGAUUGUACUGUAAUUAAACUGCGGCGAAAUUGAAGUGUUUGGUAAUGAUUUGAUGACGUAAGUAGUCUACUGGUAUUAUAUUGAAUAUUAUAGUUAUGAACUAUCUGCAUUUCUGUUAAGGAAGUGAAGUGACUGUGAAGGCGGUUAUCAUCUUGUACAGACUUGUUUUAGUUUAUGCAUUUAUUAGGUUCAAGUGUUAAAUAUUGAGAUUGCGUUAGUUGUGACAGUGAUUGUGGUGCAGUGUUAGUCGUCUUCCAGGAGGCGGGGCGCCAUCAUGAGUCAUAUAUAUAUAUACACAAAUGAAAAUGUGCUGCCCUAAAAUGGUCAGGCUGUCUUAAUAAAGACGGUGUCUAUUUCCCCUUCCGUUUUAGGUGCUAACAAGCAGCAGUGUUUAUAAGGAAACUGUUUUAGUUCCAUCAGUAAACGUGACGCGGAAAGACAAGGCCGCAUAGGUAUUGAUCUCUAUAAAGAUAAAAUCGGGUAUACAUUGAGAUCUCCAUUAUUCCCGAAAAUAAUAAUAAUAAUAAUAAUAAUAAUAAUCCCAGUAAAAACUUAAUGCAUUUCAAUGAUUCUAUUAUUUUUUUCUUCUUAACCAAUACACAGAAUUGUAUAUGUGAAUUUUAUAUACUGGUAUAAAGCAAAAAUGUAUCUCCAGGAUGGCACCGAUCUAAUAGUAGUGAUAUUUUAUCAUGGCUUUGUUAUCUUUUUUAAUGAGUCAUCAAACUGUGGUCUGUUCCAUUAUGAAAAAAUUGUAAAUAUUAUAUAUGUAUGCUGUGUAAUAUUCUUUAUAAAUAAUUUGAAUUCUUAUAUGGCAAUAAACAGCUCAAUUUGCA